Gymnogyps californianus (California condor) is the source of this 3187-nucleotide messenger RNA. RefSeq names its product Rho GTPase activating protein 12 (gene ARHGAP12). Gene Ontology annotation, cellular component: cytoplasm. The transcript is spliced from 16 exons. Gene Ontology annotation, biological process: signal transduction; regulation of GTPase activity. The record is from RefSeq and is a predicted model, not a curated record. The coding region runs from base 53 to 2431 and encodes 792 amino acids. Gene Ontology annotation, molecular function: protein binding. NCBI's taxonomy places the organism in Eukaryota, Metazoa, Chordata, Aves, Accipitriformes, Cathartidae.
ACAGAAUGUGGCUUACCUUUUGCCUGAAAAGGUGAAAUCUUUUCAAAUAGAAAUGGCUGAUAAAGGUGGGAAGAUACUUCCAGGACAAUUGUACAUUGAAGUGGAGUACGACUAUGAGUAUGAGGCCAAGGACAAGAAAAUUGUGAUUAAGCAAGGAGAGAAAUACAUCUUAGUGAAAAAGACUAACGAUGAUUGGUGGCAAGUCAAAAGAGAUGAAAAUUCCAAACCCUUUUAUGUGCCAGCACAGUAUGUGAAGGAAAUACCACGAAAAGCGCUGAUGCCACCUGUUAAGCAGGCAAGCGUGCUGCCAAAUAACGCUUUGAAGUUGACACAUGGAUUACAGAGAUCAACAGAAAAUGUGAGUAAGUCACCAGAGCUUUCUAGUUUUGGAAAAUCUUCUCCAGUUCAAGUCUCUUGCUUAGUUCGAGAUGCCAAUCAAAAUCUGGGAACGAACAAUAGCCCUGGUCAAACUCUUGGUUUGAGUCUGGACCUUACCCAAAACAAUGGAAAACUUAACAACGAGUUGCAAUCUCCCAAGGUUUCCAAUCAGUAUAGAACCAUCUCCAUGGGUCAUUUCCCAUGUCCAGAGUUCUUGGAAAUAGAGAAGACCAGCUUUUUGCAUGAACAAUCUUGUGAUUCAGCAGGAGAAGGCUCAGAAAAAAUUCAGCAAGAUUCAGAGUCUGGAGAUGAACUCAGUAGUAGUUCCACAGAACAAGUGCAGCCAACUACUCCACCAAGCCAAGGGAGGCCUGAUUCACCAGUUUAUGCUAAUUUACAAGAACUGAAAAUAUCUCAGUCUGCACUUCCACCACUACCUACAAGUGCUCCAGUCCAAAUAAAUGGGGAAUGGGAAACCCAUAAAGAUACGACAGGACGCUGUUAUUACUACAACAGAGGAUCACAGGAACGAACCUGGAAACCUCCGCGGUGGGCCCGAGAUGCAAGCAUUAAUAAAGGGGAUUCCCAGAGCCAUGCAGAUCAUGAGUGGAUAAAACAUGCAGAUGAACAAGGUAGACCAUACUACUACAGUGCUGAUGGUUCCCGAUCAGAAUGGGAGUUACCUAAGUAUAAUGCCUCACCACAGCAGCAGAGAGAUAUAAUAAAGAGUAGGAGUCUGGACAGGAGGCUACAAGAACCAAUAGUUUUAACAAAAUGGAGACACAGCACAAUUGUGUUGGACACCAACGAUAAGGAAUCAUCAACUGCUUCUAAGGCCAGUUUUCCUGAAAAUGAGUCCUCUCCUUCUUCACCAAAGCAUCAAGCCACGGGUCAAGAGAAGUAUGGGUUAUUGAAUGUGACAAAAAUUACAGAAAAUGGGAAGAAAGUUCGAAAGAAUUGGAUGUCAUCAUGGGCAGUGUUACAAGGUUCAUCAUUGCUGUUCACUAAAACCCAAGGAAGUGGAACUGGCUGGUUUGGUGUCAAUCAGUCUAAGCCAGAAUUUACAGUGGAUCUCAAAGGGGCAUUAAUUGACUGGGCCUCAAAGGACAAAUCCAGCAAAAAGAAUGUUAUUGAGCUAAAAACCCGCCAAGGAACUGAGCUCUUAAUUCAAUCUGAUAAUGACAGCUUUAUUAAUGAAUGGUAUAAAGUUCUUAACUAUACCAUCAACAAUCAGGUAGUAGAGUCUGAUGAAGCAUUAGAAGAUGAUGUACCAGAUUCCCCUGGGGUGGAAAAACAAGACAAAGAAAAAGAGAAAGAGAAUAAAGACUCUAAGAAACUUCGUUCAGUGAAAGCACCUGGCAAUAUAGAUUCCACAGAUCAGAAAAAGACCAAAACGAAGCUCAAGAAGUUUCUUACACGGCGCCCUACAUUACAAGCUGUCCGUGAAAAAGGCUACAUUAAGGAUCAAGUGUUUGGUUCCAAUCUCACCAGCUUGUGUCAAAGAGAAAACAGCACGGUGCCAAAGUUCGUGAAGCUGUGCAUUGAGCAUGUUGAGGAACAUGGAUUAGAUGUUGACGGCUUAUACCGAGUUAGUGGCAAUCUUGCAGUGAUACAGAAGCUAAGAUUUGCAGUCAAUCAUGAUGAGAAACUAGACUUGAAUGACAGUAAAUGGGAAGAUAUACAUGUCAUCACAGGAGCUCUGAAGAUGUUUUUCAGAGAAUUGCCAGAGCCGCUGUUCACUUAUAAUCACUUCAAUGACUUUGUCAAUGCAAUUAAACAAGAACCAAGGCAGCGUGUCCAUGCUGUUAAAGAUUUAAUCAAACAGUUGCCAAAACCAAAUCAGGACACUAUGCAGGUACUCUUUAGACACCUGAAGAGAGUUGUAGAAAACGGAGAAAAGAACCGAAUGACCUAUCAAAGUGUAGCAAUAGUUUUUGGUCCAACCUUAUUAAAACCAGAGAAAGAGACUGGUAACAUAGCAGUCCACACAGUAUACCAGAAUCAGAUUGUAGAAUUAAUUCUACUGGAAUUGAAUUCCAUCUUUGGACGCUGACAUUUUUCUUGGAGUAGACACUGGAAGUGAUGGGUUGGCAGCAGUACUCCAUCAGAAGGAAAAAUCUCUCGCUGUACAUGAUGUAUUGUGUUUGUGGACCAAGCAGCAACUUGUUUUUUGCACUUUUGGGGAGGGGAGAAACAGGAGAAAUGUUUGACCACUUUAAUGCGAAUUAAAGACAACACAUUGGAUUUCCUCGAAAAGUUCAAUGUAAAAAGUGAAUUGAAAAGUUUAUAGUCUGCCUUUUUUUAAAGUAGCAUUGGAAAAAUGUAAUAUAGGUUCAUACACUGGAUUUCUUGGAGAGUAAAGCUAUUAAUCUCAAACUGGAUAAUCUGGAAUUUAAUCUUAAAAUUCUUCCACUUGAUAGGGAAAAGUCCUACCAACUGGUGUGGAAAAAUUCAGUGAAGUUACAUCUUAAGCUUGUGUAUUACAACCUACUCAGAUCUGUAUGACACUUUUCCAAGGGGUUUCUGCAUGCAGUGGCUGUCUUAAACUUGUGCUAACAGUUUGGUUUAGUUACUCAAAUCUAAUUCUUCACUUGAUCUCUGCUGUCCUUUUUCCUUUUUUUUCCCCUUUUUCUUUUUUUCUUUCUUUCUUUGCUUUUUUUUCCCCAGCAACCUUUCUGGAACUUCUUUGUUGCUUUCUAGAACGGCACACUAUUUCAGACACUGAGCUUGUAAGAAUCUCCAGCAAGAAUAUUUGUCUUGUGGCAUAAUAGAAGUCAUAUUUAAUAAACAUGUUCAUUUUUCCAGGGUA